AUGGACAAACAUCGCAAUACAAACAUUGCGAGCGAGCCCAAACCUAGACACAGUAACUCACCAGACAGACCAAAUGGACAAACAUCGCAAGCGAUCCCAUACCCAGAGACAGUGACUCACCACACAGACCAAAUGCACCAACAUCGCAAUACAAACAUUGCAAGCGAGCCCAAACCUAGAGACAGUGACUCACCACAAAGUCCAAAUGGACAAACAUCGUAA
Molecule: messenger RNA, 222 nt
Organism: Sphaeroforma arctica JP610
Lineage: Eukaryota; Ichthyosporea; Ichthyophonida
Exons: 1
Coding region: 1-222 (73 amino acids)
Source: RefSeq, a predicted model, not a curated record